AACAGCUGGCAUGGCAACUUGUCUGCGUUACCCGGGCAAGGUGGUGAUUGUGACUGGUGGCACCUCAGGCACCGGUCUGGCCAUCGUGCGAGAAUUUGUUCGCCAGGGAGCCAAUGUGGUCUUCUGUUCACGAGCCUCCGGAGCGCAAAAUGGACGAGCAAUUCAGAGGGACCUGCAGGCUUCUGGGUGCCCUGGGGAUGCUUUGUACCAGAUCUGUGAUGUCCGCAAUGAGUCAGACAUCAAGAGGCUGAUUCGGGUCACUUUAGAACGUUACGGAUGCCUGGACUGCCUGGUGAACACUGUUGGAACUAGUAAUUUCAAAACUAUAGAUGAAACGUGCGCCCAAGACUUCUACAACCUCAUGGAAAUUAACACUGUGAGCUGUUUGUUAACAUCCAAGUAUGCACUGCCCUACUUACGGGAAACGAAAGGAAACAUCAUCAACAUUGCCAGUAUUUUUGGUGUCAUUGGGGCGAAGCAUAGUGUGUCAUAUGCAGCAAGCAAGGCUGCUAUCAUUGGAAUGACCAAAGCCCUGGCCAUCGAUGAGAGCAAAUAUGGAGUCCGAGUCAACAGCAUCUCACCAGGAUAUAUCUGGACUACUUUGAUGAAAAAGUUUAUAAAUCAGUCACGGAAUCCAGAAGCGGCAAUGGAGGAAGCCACCCAUACUUCGCUUUUGGGACAUUUCGGGGCCCCAGAAGAAGUGGCAUUGGCUGCCCUGUACCUUGCCGCAGAGGGUACUUUCUGCACUGGUUUAAACCUUCUGCUCACUGGCGGAGCUGAAGUCGGCUUUGGGGUGAAGGACCGGAUGUAUCUUCAGUCUGGCUCAAGUGUGGGUGGGAACUCACAGGGUUUCUCCAGCAAGCACUACAACUGAAAAGGGGAGAGGAAAUAUAAGCUAAGACGACAGGUGUCAUUGAUUCAAAAUCAUCCUUCCAAGAAGAGCUCCACAAAGGUGUUGUAGCAAAAGAAAACAAAGCAAGAGACAGUUAGUGUUGGAAGUUCGACCACUCAGUAGUGAAACUCAAUGGA
Gekko japonicus is the source of this 1029-nucleotide messenger RNA. Its product is annotated as 17-beta-hydroxysteroid dehydrogenase 14-like. The record is from RefSeq and is a predicted model, not a curated record. Bases 11 to 874 code for a protein of 287 amino acids. Gene Ontology annotation, molecular function: oxidoreductase activity. NCBI's taxonomy places the organism in Eukaryota, Metazoa, Chordata, Lepidosauria, Squamata, Gekkonidae. The transcript has 9 exons.